UAGUAUAAAUCAUUUUCGCACCACCGGACGAGCGGCUGGAAUUAAACGGCUUCAGCUCAACGUUGCACUACCAUGGCGACCAAACUCAUGCCCGCCGUGUUGCUGGUGAUGCUAGAACUCUCCGCGGGGGCGGGGGCGUGGGCGCGCUCCGAUGAUUCGCCGUGUGCCUUCCCGGCGAUCUUCAACCUCGGUGACUCCAACUCGGACACGGGAGCCUUCCCAGCCCUCUUCCCGGCGGUGCAGCCGCCCUACGGCCGGACCUUCUUCGGCAUGCCGGCCGGGCGGCAAAGCGACGGACGCCUCACCAUCGACUUCAUGGCUGAAAGCCUGGGGCUACGUUACCUGAGUGCGUAUCUGGAUUCACUCGGGAGCAACUUCACGCAGGGAGCCAAUUUCGCCAGUGCCGCCGGAACCAUCAGACGGGUGAACGGGAGCUUGUGGACCUCCGGGUACAGCCCCAUUUCCUUGGACGUCCAGAUCUGGCAAUUGCAGCAGUUCAUCAACAGGAGCCAGUUCAUCUACAACAACAUAGGUGGAAUCUACCGGGAGAUCCUGCCGAACCCAGAGCACCUGGUCUCCAAGGCGCUUUACACCUUCGACAUCGGCCAGAACGACCUCACCGUGGGCUACUUCGACAACAUGACCACCGAGCAAGUCGCGGCCUACGUCCCCGAUCUAAUGGAGAGGAUCUCGUCCGCGAUCCAGGGCGUGUACGACCUUGGUGGGAGAUACUUCUGGGUGCACAACACGGCGCCGCUCGGGUGCCUGCCGUACGCCUUGGUCUUCCGCCCGGACCUCGCCGCGGAGAAGGACGCCGCCGGCUGCUCGGUCGCGCUCAACGCCGGCGCCCGGUUCUUCAACGCGCGGCUCAAGGAGACCGUGGCGAGGCUCAGGGCGACGCUCCCCGGCGCCGCCUUCACCUACGUUGACAUCUAUGCCGCCAAGUACAGGCUGAUAAGCCAGGCCAAGAAGCUCGGUUUCGGGGACCCCCUGCGCGUGUGCUGCGGGUACGGUGGCGGCGAGUACAACUUCGACAGGGACAUCCGGUGCGGCGAUAAGGUGCAGGCGAACGGCACGUCGGCGCUGGCGGGGAAGUCGUGCGAGGACCCGUCCAGGAGCGUGAGCUGGGACGGCGUGCACUUCACCGAGGCGGCCAACAAGUUCGUCUUCGAUCAGAUCGUGGAUGGCGCGCUCUCCGACCCUCCCGUGCCUCUGCGGCGGGCCUGCCAGGGCAAACGGCAAUGAGCAUGACGUUCGUUAAUUAGGCUGCGGAUGUAGCUAGGAUUUUUUUUCUAUGCACCCGUACUGUUGUUACAAUAAAAUCUGCAGUGAGUAUCCGUACUCCAAAUAAAAUCUGCAGUGUAUAAGUCAUGUAAAAAAAAUCUACGAGUAAGGUGGAGCUUUCUUAAACCA
Triticum urartu is the source of this 1413-nucleotide messenger RNA. RefSeq names its product GDSL esterase/lipase ACHE. Lineage: Eukaryota; Viridiplantae; Streptophyta; Magnoliopsida; Poales; Poaceae. Gene Ontology annotation, molecular function: hydrolase activity, acting on ester bonds. The record is from RefSeq and is a predicted model, not a curated record.